Brassica rapa (field mustard) is the source of this 1646-nucleotide messenger RNA. RefSeq names its product AAA-ATPase At3g28600. The record is from RefSeq and is a predicted model, not a curated record. Gene Ontology annotation, molecular function: ATP hydrolysis activity; ATP binding. Lineage: Eukaryota; Viridiplantae; Streptophyta; Magnoliopsida; Brassicales; Brassicaceae.
AAGUCCAAUCCAAAUCCAAGAAAAGAGAUUUAAGAAACAGAGACUUGUGUCUUGACGAUGUUGAUGGGAGGUGCGAUGGGGACAUUUGGUUCGAGCAUGGCAAGUUUGUUCUUCCUCUGGGCAACUUUUCAGCAGAUGUUCCCUGAUCACCUCAAGAUCGCAAUCAAAGAGUUCUUUUUGUCUACACUCCAACAAGUCUCUUUUGUCCAAAGAUUCUCCGACCACAUCAUCAACUUCUUCUCUCCUUACGUUGUCAUCAGCUUCCCAGAGUACGAAGAGUACCGUUUCAACCACGCUUUCGCCGCCAUCGACACUUACCUUGGCGCCAAAGCAAUCGACAAAGCCCAUAAGCUCAAGGCGAGUCAGGUCAAAGAGAGCAAAGGUCUAGUUUUAAAACGCGACGAGGCUAAAGUCAGAGAUGUAUACCAAGGAGUACACGUCUGGUGGGAGCUUGUGACGACUGGUACUGAUCACGAUGGAGACAGAACACAUAAGCUCACUUUCCAUAGACGUGGGUUGGAGAUAGUAACCGGAUCUUACAUUAAGUAUGUGGUGGAAGAAGGGAUAUCAAUCGAGGCCAAGACCAAGCAGACGAAGCUGUACACGAACAACCCUAGUUUCGGCUGGGAUACUAGCGGCUUGUGGAGACGCAUUGAUUUUGAGCACCCGGCGAGUUUCCAGACAUUAGCUAUGGAUCCUUGGAAGAAAGAAGAAGUUCUGAGCGAUCUCGAGGCCUUCAGAAAUGGGAAAGACUAUUACAAGAAGAUUGGGAAAGCUUGGAAGAGGGGUUACCUAUUGUACGGACCACCAGGGACCGGUAAAACCACGAUGAUCGCAGCUAUAGCAAACCAUUUGAACUAUAACAUUUAUGAUCUCGAACUCACGGCUAUUAAAAGCAACUCAGAGUUGAGGAAGCUCCUCACCGCGACAUCAAGCAAGUCGAUUAUCGUGAUCGAAGACAUUGACUGCUCUUUAGACCUAACAACGGGAGAAAGAAAGAGAGAUGGUGAUGACUUGAGCAGCAAGAAAGAUAGUGAAAAGAAGGAACAAAGCGAGAGCAGAGUCACGCUCUCGGGGCUUUUGAAUUUUAUAGAUGGUAUAUGGUCGGUUUGUGGUCAAGAGAGGAUUAUCAUAUUCACGACGAAUCAUAUGGAGAAACUAGACCCGGCUUUGAUCAGGAGAGGAAGAAUGGAUAUGCAUAUUGAGUUGUCUUAUUGUAGCUUCGAGGCGUUCAAGGUUCUUGCAAAGAACUACUUGGAUGUUGAUUCUCAUCCUCUGUUUGGUGAGAUUGAGUCUUUGCUUAAGGAUACAAAGAUCGCUUCAGCUGAUGUCGCGGAGAAACUGAUGGCCAAGAAUCAAAUAAUAGAUGUUGACGGGUGCCUUGAAGACUUGGUUCAGAGUUUGGAGAGGAAGAUGAAGGAACAGAGAGGUCAAGAUGAAGAUUAGCUGGUCACAAGAAGAAAUCUGGAUUGUUUCAGGACAACCUCCAACUUAUCUAUCUUAUACUCCAUCCGUAUCAGUUUAUCAGUUUAAUUGUUGUUUAAAAAUUUUGAUUUUGUUCCAAAAUAAGUGAUGUUUUCACAAUACUAUGUGAAAUUUAAUGUUAUUUGAAAAUUUUGACCAAUUAUGAAAUACUGCAUCUUUUU